Molecule: messenger RNA, 3477 nt
Organism: Hydractinia symbiolongicarpus
Lineage: Eukaryota; Metazoa; Cnidaria; Hydrozoa; Anthoathecata; Hydractiniidae
Exons: 17
Coding region: 16-3378 (1120 amino acids)
Source: RefSeq, a predicted model, not a curated record
CAAUUACGUAACAGAAUGGAACUUUUUGUCUUUAGUGUAAAAGGUAGCUCAACAAUUAAUGGAAAGGAAAACAUCAAUACUGAGUUCAUAUACUACUUUAAUGAACAGAAGAAAGAAAUGGAUUUAGCUUUAUGUCUGAAGGUGGAGCAGACAUCAAUAGACGGUGUAAUGGCAUACCUGUUCAGUACUGCAGCAAUUACCGAUAGUCAAUGGUUGAUUUAUGACGAAGUUGGUUUAAUUGCGAGGAAAACAAGAUAUGACGUUAAUUUUGAUCGGACGUUCUGCUCACGUAUGGAAAACAGUUAUGACACGGAAGCCUUUCCACCAUCUCACGAGAAAGCGUUCAAUGGUGGGGUAGUUCUUUAUGGAGAGAACGUCCGUUUCCCUAACUGCGUGGUUCAAGGUGAAGAAGAUCCAGUUUGCAUGUUUUACAAACGCGUGUUUGAAGGAAAUACUUUGAGUGCAAAAUACUUUGGAAAGGUUAAUCCUGGCAAACGAUAUUUUCUUGAAGGAAGGUUUCAAACUCCAAUCAAACUAGGACCGGGUAUUGAGAUAAGAGGUAAAUUAACAUCUGUUACAACAAGCAGAGUUGGUAAGAUAGUGCAUCAAAAGAUAAUCAAUAUUGUGGAAAACAGUGAAACCGGAAAGAUGGAAAUUCAAGGACGGGAACGAAUGCAUGGGACAUUGUGGCUAUCAAGUGUGCAAGCAGAUAUUCCAGUGAUGUUACAGUUCGUCGGAAAAAGUAUUUUGUUUAAAGCAUCUGGCGUGGAAGACGAUAACAUUGGCACAAACAUACUUGGUAUAGCAAAUGUUCGUGCGGUUAAUGUGAAGUCUCAAUCGUACCCCUUAAAACUUGAUGGACCAAUUGAAGCAGUAGAAUUUCAUUCACGACUUCUAAUUGGGUCAUCGGAAGCUCAUUUUAUCUCAGUUGCAGGCGGAAGAGAAAAUACGGCACAGUAUAUCCACGGCGACAAUUCUAAGAACAAAUUUUAUGCUUGCAAAAAAUCUGAUUUAAAUGUUGUAUUGAGGAAUUUAUUUCAGGCUUUUGGUGCUACGCUGCGACUUCCAAUUCUCGAUACAGCAACAGUUAAAGAUGCUUGCUUUACUUACCAUAAUGGAGAAGAACCAAAUUGGGAAGUGCCCAACCGUGGUUUUACAGCGGAAAGAGGCUUGAGACUUUAUGGAAAGUUACAUGCAGAUUUUGGUAUCAAUAUGCCGCUGGUAGUAUUAUUCGAAGGUAGCGCCGUGAGAAUGGUUGCUGAACUGACCCCACUUCGCUGGGGAGUUACCAAAGAAGAAGUUGAUCGAAAAACUCCGCAAGGAGAAACAAUAAAAGUGCAAAGAGACGUUUCACGAAUUCAAAUGACGAUGAGUGAAGAUGAAGAAAUCAUGGGUCCACAACUGCACAUCGAAUACCAAAAUGGUGUCUAUAGUAACGGUUUUAUAGAAGGAUAUAUUCGAGCACCUGGUUUUGAAGGUACGGGAAGAAUAAAUAUUAUGGAAGACACAGAAGGAAGACCUACAAAGUAUGAAUUCACACAUACUGGACUAAUAUAUGGGGUUAUUGAGGGAAGCCUAAAAUUGGCAGCUACUUACACCGGCAGGAAUAUGAACGAAAUUGAUUUCCAGCUCGAGGUGGAUCUUCUGUCAAAAGUAAGAGAAAAGAUCCCAGAUGUUAUUCAAGAGAGCAUAAAUGAAUUCAACGAACCUUACGAUAACGUUGUGAACAAACUCGAUGUAGAUAUACGAAAGACAAGUGAACUUUACCGAACACAUUCGACAACUCACAACUCUCUCAGGGAAAAUGUGGAUGCAUUAAGCGCAAGAACUAAAAAAUCAAAGCUUGAACGAGCACGUUCUCUUCAAGCAGUGUCAAAACGAUGUGCAAGAGAGUGCAAACCAGUUUACAUGCCUGGUCUUAAAUGGGAGAAUAAAUGCACAACUUUAAAAAAACAAAAAGAUUCACGAUGUAUAAAGUUUGUUAAGGAUUCACAUAAAGUCAGUGAUGUUGGCUGCAUGGCACAAUGUGAAUCUGAAAGAGUGAAGUCACAUGCUGAAGCCAUUCACCAUGACAACGUUGCAAGGAGUACCAUAGCUAGGCUUUCUGAUGCGACAGAGUGCAAGGACUUAGCAGAAUUUCUUGUUAAUGACAUCCAAAAUGUGAAAGAAGAACUAGAGAGAAUAAAGACCGACCUUGCAACGCUGGCGAAGUUUAUUCAUGACAUCAAAACCGCUUCACAAUCAAGUGCAGUCAAUAUCCUUAAUUUCGCUUCAAUAUUGUCAGCUUAUCCUAUCAAGGAAGCAGCCAGUCAACCUUCAUGUUUAAAGUUCAGGCUUGGUUAUACAGUAACCACUAGUGAAGAAGAUACAUCGAAAGAAAUAGAGAUGGAGGAUAAGAUAAUUUGUUUUCAAGAUGAGUUUGUUAAAUCUGUAACAAAUAUGGCAUUGAGAGAAGCUUAUAAAGAGAAUUAUGAAGUUCUUCAACCUAAACUGGAUGCAGCAGUCAAGUGGCAUUCAGAGUUGUUAGGUAACUUCUAUGAGGAUGUAACAGAAAGAGGUGAGCAAUUACAAAGAUGCAUAACAAACUCUCCAAGUCCUGACGAUGAUGAAGAGAAACGAAAGCGAUCAUUUAUUGCAAAUGCAAAGUUAUCGCCUAUCAGAUCUUCCCUUUUUAAUGUAAUGAGUGAGAGGACAACGCUGAUGUUUCACAAAUACUCCCCCUGGUCAGUUCUUAUGAAGAACAAUCCGUUCAAUGAAGCUCGUCCAGCUGUGACUAAAGCAACAAUUGAAGAUGUGACACCAGAAGACUCGUGUCUUGCAACUCGACACAUAGUUCAAAAUUAUCAAGAUAUCGUAGGGUACAUGAAAGUCUGGGCGACUUCAUUGCAAAGUGGACAGAAGACCUUCGAAAAGGUUAAUGACAUGGUGGGAAAGAGAUUGACGGCAGUAAGAAGCGCCAUAAAUAAAAUGGCAACUGGAGAUCAUAUCCUGGAUGUUCAUGCGGACAACAUGAAUCACUGGAUGAAUGUUACUGAAAAUGGAAUGAAAAAAUGGCUAGAUGUGUCCUCACAGCGUCUCCAUCAUUUGAACAAAGAUGGUCUAAAGUUGAUUAAAGAGGAAUUAUCCUAUAUGUAUUCUGACAAAGAAUACAAGUCUAUUGAUGAGUACAUUCAGAACAAGGCCAAGAAAGGAAAUAAUGCUUUUAAAAGAGCGAACAUUCCAGGAAAAGAUGAGAAACCAUUUUCUCAGCCAUCUCAGCAAUUGCUUCAAAUUUUCGCGAAAGGUGAAAGUCUUCAAGGCGUGUUGCCCAUCAUCAAGGAAAUUGAAGCAAAACUUGUCCACGUUGACAAAAGAAGUAUAUCGUGCCACUUAAAGUAGAAAGAGAAAUUGUUGCACGAAGAAAAAUAAUAUCGGAAUGAUAACGUAGCGUGUAACUAGGUUAUAGUUUCUUAAAAUAAUAAAUUAUAUAGAAAGAUA